This is a messenger RNA of Lymnaea stagnalis (great pond snail), 5744 nucleotides long. The record is from the annotation of a GenBank genome assembly. NCBI's taxonomy places the organism in Eukaryota, Metazoa, Mollusca, Gastropoda, Lymnaeidae.
CGGACCUCUCCGAUUGGAGCACCUUUCGCUUGACGCGCAAUCAGGUCCGGAAACUCUUUUUCUGUAUAGUUUUUUUUUUUUUCUUUUUCUUUUAAAGGACUGCGCGAGUUAUCCAUACCGUUUGUCUAUGAACUAAUCUGGGAGUGGGACACAGUUGGGUUGCCCGUCCAUAGAGUGUGGUACAGGUGACAGUUGCGCGGCUUGUUUCAAUAACAGGUAAUAAUGCCCUGGUUAGCACUUUCAUUUUCUUUGUUGUCAGCCGCUCGCGUCGCGUACCCAUGUUAGGAGGGAAACUGUUUUUGUGAGCUGCAGUGCCAUUGUGUUAGUUUCAAGUGGGAUUGAGGCGACCAGGUCUGCCUUGUUUGUAGCUGGUGCAGCUGCAGGUUUUCAGUUUAGUUUUAGUCUUGCGAAGUUGAAAAUACAACGUCAGUUGUUUUUUUUGUUUUUUUUUUUUUGAGAUAUGUCUUCUCAAAUAGUUUUUUUUUCAUUUGUAGAGUUGCAGUUGAUCUUUUAAUAAUCUUGAGUGAUAUUGUCAAACGGAUAUAAAUCAUGUGCGAAAUAUCAUAAAGUUUUGGGUAAGUAAACAUAAUCAUAUAUAUAGAAUAGAUUUAACGUGUGAUUGCAAAGUGGCUUUAAAAUACUUGACAUCAGAUGAGUUUUUAAUUACUGUUUAAGACGCUUUGGAAUUAUUGUUAUCUCGAUAGGUAAAACAUCUACAUGUAUUAUGUGCAUUGCCUUGACAUAUAUGUAAACGUGUUUCUGGGUUAAAUUCCGAGUUGAUUUAUGGAGUGCCACCCCCACCCAGUUUUGCAUUCCAACACCUUCCCCACAUUCACGUAUCAUUAAGAAAGGAGUAAAACAAUUAUUAUUUUUUUCCUGAAGAGGAGUUAAUGUGGAAAAAAUUUACUUUAACGAAGUCAGAAAUGUAUAGGUACUCUUAAAAAAAACAAAACAAAUGCAGGCGUUAGAUAAAUUGGCCAUUAUAAAAAUUCAGAUGCAUUUAUAGAUCUGUAGCUAUACAUAUAGUUAUAUAUAUGUGUGUGUGUUUGUGUGUGUGUGUAUGUGUGUGCGUGUGUGUGCGUGUGUGCGUGUGUGAUUGAAGGCAAUCGUAUAUAGGAGCUAUCAGGUCUUUUAUUACUUGCCAUUAGAAAUUUGACUAUUUUUCAACUUGGCUUGGGUAAAGGAAGCUAUUUACUGAUAACAAUAAUUCAUGACAACAACAAAGAUAACAGAGUUUCGGGUGACCGGAUUUUAUCACAGCCCAUUCUUAAAUCCUAAAGAUAAGGAAAUUCAAGGGGGGUAACUGCUUUUAAAACAACAGUAGAAAAUGGCAGCUAUUAGUUUAUUUGAAAGCUCAGAGCAGCAUCUUAUUUCAAGUAUAUGAAAUGGCCAAGGAGUCAGUUUUCUAAUACAAAAUAUUUACACAAUGUAAUAUAGAAAUAUAUGGUUUGAUUUAAAAAGCUGCAUUUUAAUAAUAACGUGAAGGAGAAUUUACCUCAGAAAAAAAGCUUUUGGAGAGGAGUUUUGCCCAUUUUAAUAAUUAUCACAUUAGCCUUACCCUGGGUAGCACCAAUAUUCUGUUAACAGCGAUAUGGUAAAACCAAAUAAAUUUAAAAAAAAAAAAAAUAGACAUUUUAAAACUAUGUUGAACUGGAAUGAGACAAGAAAUGAUCUUAACUGUAUAAAGAACACUUCUUCUUUGACAUGUCAAACAUGCAGGAAAAAAAAUAGCUAACUAACCCAAGGAAUAAAAAUAUUGUUUUUAAAAUAAUCCUUUCAGUACUGGAUUUUCCAUGAAGUGAUGCUCUUUGGCUAUCCCAUUUAAAAGACAAGAUGUGGAAUGAACACAGUCUGCCAUUACUUGUCAUCAUCGCGAUGGUUUUGUGUAGAAAAGCCACAUCGGAGUCAGCUCUAACAAUUAAUGUGACAGUGGGACCUUUGGAAUUGUACCUACUCAAGUUAAGCCCUGCGGAAUUAGAAGGGUAAGUUAAUUUUGAAAUACAUUAAAAUUGAUUAUUUUAAAAUUCUAAAUCUAUUUUUUUUUUAAAAUAGAGUUGAUUUUAUUUAUUAGAUUGAAAAAACAAUGUUAGGUUAAAUAAAUCUUAAUAAUAAAUUGUCACAGAUUUAUAAUGGCAACUACUUUUAAUUUAAUGUAAUUAAUCAGUUUUUGGAAUUCAGAAAAAACUAUUUUCUUUUAAACGACUGCGCGAGUUAUCCAUACCGUUUGUCUAUGAACUAAUCUGGGAGUGUGACACAGUUGGGUUGCCCGUCAAUAUUAAAUAAAUAUUUUGAAUCUCAAAGCAUUAUCUAUCUUUAUUCAGCAUCAGUUUAACUAUUGCUAAAUCAUUAUUUUCCUAAAGCUGUUUCUAUUUUAAUAAAGUGUACUGACGAAAAUGUAUUGAACACUUCUCAUUCAAGAUAGCACAAAUUUUAGUCAUAUAUUAUAACUUGUUAGAUUUUUUAUUUUGUUAAUGAUUUUUACGUCGGGUGUAGAUAGUUUAUAAAAAUUCUUCUAUAUUCAGACUUGCUCUGUUUGUUACCAUCGCUCAAAUAUAAUACAAUCAUUUAAUAUAAUAACAUGUGUGUCCGUCCCCCCCCCCCAGAUUCUACAGUUGUUUAUGUAACGAUGGCGUCAAAAUGUGCGGUGCUAACACAUCACAGUCGACGGUGCAGGACAUCUUUUACGAAUCUCAAAACACAUCUGAGAAGUUUUCGCCAGUCUUCGAGUGUGAACUGAAGUCUCCAACGUUCAGCUCCUUGGAAUGCCACAGACAGCCGAUGUCCUCGUGCAACUGCACGACCGAUUGUUUUAUCUAUAGAGUGAAUGACAGGGCGUGUUCCAACGGCCCAGUUGCCGUAAAGUGGAGCCAAUAUAUAAGUGGCAUUUUCGACAAUAAAAUGAUGUCAAUAACAAAGGGGAAUGACUCAUUGUGCACUGCAGCGACGACAACUCCUGGGAUUCCGGCCCCACCCCUUGAUGGCGUGAAUACGGUGGCCACAUCUUUGGUUGAAGGGGACGUGCCUCAGGUGAAAUCAGAUUUCUUUCAAGGGAUUACGGAUGACCCCGACGGCGGCCAUAACGGUGGAUUACCUCCAGACGACAACACGGGCGUCAUAGUUGGCGUGUUGUUUGGGAUCGUAUUUCUCGUCGCCAUCGUCGUUGUAGCUUUCUUGAUCUGGAAGAGAAACCUCCUAGACAAGCUACCAAAGCUUGGCGUUUUAACGCGUCGUCUACUCAGACGAACGGCUCGAAACGCCGAGACGAGCCCCACGCAAUAUGACGACAGUAGCGAGUACAACGAUGUCGAUUACCAGGUCGCCAACGGGGCGGUCAUAAAAGACAACAACAACUUUGUCAUCGCGAUCGAGCCCAGUGAUGGGCUCCAGUACUUCAGCAACCGGUCGGUGAACGAUAACGAAGUGGCGAAUCCAGCUUUCGUAGUCGAUUCUCUUUCGGAGAGCGACGGAACCGAGGAUUAUGAAAACAUCCAGUUUAAUAACGGAAAUGACGACGGCUUGGUAUACGAAGACGGAAACAAAGAGAUUGCGGCUGCGCGAUCUGACGUAAUCGACGGCGAUGAAGAAUCGAAUUACGAUGCCGUGUACGAAAGCUCGGCAAAUCUUAGCAGAAACAGCGCCGUAGAUUGCCCGGACGCCGGCGUGCACCACGAGAAAGUUCCAGAAACGUCUUCGGGUAAUGAAUACGCCAAUGUCGCAAACGUCUACGCUAAACUUAAUAAAAAAGGUUCAGAACCUGAUGGUGGAUGUAACGGAGUGGUGGAUACCUACGAGGAUGUUGACCUGCAGGCGAGAAUGAAGAACGAAUUCAGCCAUUCGUUGGCGCUUGCGUUAUCAGAGCGUUCUUCGAAAAACAAGGCUCAAAGUAUGCUGGAAAUUGUUCAUCUACCCCCGAAAAAAACAAAUUCUGAGGAAAUUGAAACCAACGUCAAUCGACCAGACACGAACUCACUAGUUACAAAUAGUAGGUUAACUGAGAAAACUAUUUCAUCUAUUGGGGACCCAUUGCAAGAAGAAUCACAGGAGAAAGGUGCUCACGAUUACAAUAACUCUUCCCCUCUAUCAGCUGAUGUUCAUGAAAUCCCCAAUGUUUAUUUCGAGUUGGAAAAGGAAACAGACGAUUACGGAUUAGCCGAAGAUGCUGUUGAUGUGAUAGAGGAGGGUUUUGAAGAACAGUUUGACUAUUUUGCUCAUUCGGACGUGUAAUUUAUACUCGCACAUUUAUAUUUAUUUUCCUUGCAAGGAUUAAUCCUAACUUAAACAUCGGGAUGUGUAUGUUUUAACAUCAUCGUGUUGUGCUACUUAUGAUUCUAAAUGCCGUGCAUUAGCUAUAGAUAUUUUGGCGCCCCGGUGGGGGGGGCGGGGUUGGAGCCCCCUUGAUUUUGUCGCUUCAAUGAAAAAAAACAGCAAUGAGUACAAAAUACAAAAAUAAUAAUAAGUUAUAUGAAUUAUUAUAAGUGGAUAAAACAAUAAAGCCCCCCAAAAUUAAGUCCCACCCGGAGCUGGAACCCCCUCCUAAUCACUUUCAUGCGCCAGUUCUUAUACUGUAAAAAGAUAAUUAUUUAUUUUUGUGAUUAAAAUUUUUGGUCUCCUAUUGCAUAUUAAUACCUUAAUAGUAGCAUAUAUACAGAACGUCCUGCAAAAAUUCUGGUGUUUGCUCAUGUUUAGUCCUUGUCAAUCAAGCUACUUGAAAAAAUAAUCCUUCAUUUCAGGGAAAAAAAAUAACACGAUCAGUACUUUACCUUAUAGGGGAUUUUAAAAAAAUAUGAAAUAGAAUUUUGCAAUCUUUGUUUGAAGAAGUAAAAUUUAUAAAACAGAGCGUUAUACAUUUGACAAAAAAGUAUCAAGAACACAUUGCGGUCUCAUAAGGGUCGUAUCAAGUUUUUUAAUGGAUCCUCGGUAUCAGUUGAUGAUUAAUGCCAUGUAUACAAUUGCUGAUUCAUGUCAUAUGUAUUUUUAAUGUAGAGUUAAAAUAUGACCGUCCAUUUCAACUUCGAAAUUCAGAAAAAUUUUUUUAGUUUUCAAGUUUAAAACCCCAUUUUACAUUUCUAGAAUGCACAACUUUUUCCUACAAACACCACUUUUAAAUAACAAAAAAACUUUCAUAAAACAACUUUUACUUAAAACACCACUUUUAAAUAACAAAAAAAUAGCUUACAUGAAAACAACUUUUACUUAAAACACAACUUUUAAAUUUAAAAAAAAACUUACAUGAAUACAACUUUCUCUUAAAACACAACUUUUACACACACAAAAACACAACUUGUACACAACACACGAUUUUUACAUAAAAAGACUUCUUUUACAUAACUAACACUUUUACAUUAAAUAAAACUUUUACAUAAACAACUUUUAUUCAACACAUAAAUUAUACAUAACACACGACUCUGACGUAACACACAACCUAGACAUGACACCUAACUUUAACAUAUCCCGGUGUCAGUGUUUAGAACCAACCACCUAACGUUAUUGUAAUUGUAUAUCUCCAAACGCAGUCAAAUGGUACCAAAAAAAAUUGUUCAUUUCCCCAUUUAUUUCAGUAUGUGUCAUGUAUUUUUAGAAAAUGGUACUGAAAAACACUGCAUUCCAUUACGUACUAAAUAAAUGAUCAAUCUUCUUUAACACAAAAGAAAACGUUUAGUAAUGAUCACUACCAUAUUUUUUUUUUUAAAUGAUUCGUUUUAAAUCUAACCAUUCCUAAAGCUUUCUACAUAAGUAAAUAUUGA